AUGUCCCCGUUUUGGCUUGUGUAUGGAAAACCAUGUCACUUACCGGUGGAGUUGGAGCACAAGGCUCAUUGGGCUGUGAGGAAGUUCAACAUGGAUGUAGAUGAGGCGGGAAUUCAUCCUUACGAGAAUGCUCGGCUUUACAAGGAAAAUACGAAGGCCUUUCAUGACAAGAUGAUUCGCACCAAGUCCUUCUCUGCUGGACAAAAAGUGUUGUUGUUUAAUUCUCGUCUUCGUCUAUUUCCAGUCCAAGUUCGUAGCUUCAAAACAGGUCAAGAGUUCAAGGUGAAUGGGCAUCGCUUGAAGCCUUACUACGAGAGCUUUGUAGAACAUGAUAUGGAGAAGACAACCCACUAUGCCGUGGGUUCCCAUGAAGGUUGA
Malus domestica (apple) is the source of this 378-nucleotide messenger RNA. The record is from RefSeq and is a predicted model, not a curated record. Lineage: Eukaryota; Viridiplantae; Streptophyta; Magnoliopsida; Rosales; Rosaceae.